AUGGAUUCAAAAUUUUCACGUUUACAAAGUUUUGUUAACGAAUCUAAUAGUAAUAAUGAUGACAAUAUUCAAUCAUGGUCUCGAGCAGUUUUCUCACGAGACUUAUUUCAAACAAAUAUAGAUCGUGUACAAAGCUUUUUUAACAAACGUUCAGAUGGUUCAUCAACAUCAUCAUCAUCAUCAUCAUCAUCAAGUGCAGAUGAUAUGCAAAUAUUAUUACAAAAAGGUGACAACGAUCCUAUCUUACCAGCAUUGAGUCGUAAGCAACGAAUCGUGGGUUUUAUGCUAUGUCUUGUUAUGGGUAUAUUUUGUAUGUCAUUGGCUACACUUUAUAUUCCCGUUAUUGUAUUCAAAGCACGAAAAUUUGCUUUACUAUUUUCAUUUGGUAGUCUGUUUUUCCUAUCGAGUUUUUCAAUGUUAUGGGGACCAACAAAUCAUCUUAAACAUUUAACAAAUAUUGAUCGUCUCCCAUUUUCUAUAACUUAUAUGAUUACUCUUAUUUGCACAGUAUAUUAUUCUGUAUGGGUCAAAAGUUAUUUCUUUACACUUAUUUUUGUUCUAUUGCAAGUUAUUUCUCUCAUCUGGUAUAUUGUGUCGUACAUACCCGGUGGUGCACAUGAUAUGUUCAUUCGAUCUUUCGUUCCAAGAACAAAUUCGAAUUGUUCAUUAACUAUUUCAAUUCGAACAUUUAAGCGUUUUGGUGAAUAUGUCAAAGGUUAUGGUCAUGAACCAAAAUAUUAUCAAGGAGGUUAUCUUCCACGAGUAGCUCAUUUGAAAGAUCCACCUAAUUAUUUACCUCCAUUCAUCGAUCCACAAGAAUGGACUUUAGAAGCAUCAACCUUCGGACAGAAUGAUUAUAUAGGUAAAUAA
Rotaria socialis is the source of this 870-nucleotide messenger RNA. The record is from the annotation of a GenBank genome assembly. NCBI's taxonomy places the organism in Eukaryota, Metazoa, Rotifera, Eurotatoria, Philodinida, Philodinidae.